CGAUGUAGUAAUAAGAGCCCAAUUCGCCUCCUCACGCGCUCCUACCUCUGUAUCUGUGUCUCUGAGCUUUCUCUCAAACCCAUCAUUGAAUACAUCCACCAUUUCAUUUCGUUAUUGAUUUUCGUUUAGAGCUUCUCUCUCCUUAGAAGCAUUCGAUUCAGGUGUGAUACUGGUGCAAAUUACUUCGGAAAUUUGCUACAGAUUUGCAGGAAAAUGGUGGAAGACUUGCCGCAAAUCCAGAGGUGGCUGUGAAUUCCGCUACUUCGGGGUAUACAAAGAUGGCCACCACCCCAACAGUACUGGCGGUGUCCGGCGGUCAAAAGACUUGGUAAUUUCAGCCGAAACAGGCGUCUCCGUCCUUGUCUACAUCCCACAAACACCAACCCAGAUCACAAACUCCCUCUCCUAGUCUACAUCCAUGGCGGCGGAUUCUGCCUCCUCUCCCAUCUUCCACAACUUCGUCAACUCUCUCGUUGCGGAAGCCAACAUAGUCGCUGUCUCCGUGGACUACAGAUUAGCACCGGAACACCCUCCACGCGAAGAUUCAUGGACACUUGGACGGCAUUCAAAUGGGUAGUGUCCCAUUCUAAUGGACUAGGUCCCGAGCCAUGGCUCAACAAUCAUGCCGAUUUUCAAUGUUGCCGGAGCGAACAUUGCCAACGAGGUUGUCAUACCGGCAGGAGUUAGUGAUGAAUUGCAUGGGGUGGAGCUUGUGGGACUUCUUUUGGUUCAAACAUUUUUUGGUUGCAAGGAAGUUAAUGAAAUGUACAAGUUUAUGUGUCCGACUAGUAGUGGGUCGGAUGAUGACCCCCCGAGACUGAAUCUGGCCGUGAAUCCGAGGUUAUCGUGAAACCCGUCACAUCCUGUUAUCGGAUUGAAUCGGAGAGGUCCGGAUCUGUCUUGUACUUAGAAUCUUUGUAACGAUGUCGUUUUGAUUUAUGAUCUCAGCAGAGGAGUCACUUCAAAACAAUAACAAAAAGAAGAGUCCAAUUCGCGUCUUCACCACUUCAUGGUGCACAUACACUCUCUCUCUCUCUCUCUACAGAUAUCGACUUUCUCUCAGAUUGAUUCCUUGAGUUUUCUCUCAAACCCAUCGUUGAAUACUUUCACCACUUCAUUUCGCUCCCCUUAAAAGCAUUCAAAUCAGGUGCAAUUCACUUCGGCUUGUACACCAACCUUUGGUUUGGUUGUUUCGGUCUUCUUCGGAGCAAUGGAUUCAAGCAAGAGUGAAGUAGUCCAUGAUUUUCACCCUCUAUUCCGAGUAUAUGAAGAUGGUCAUGUUGAGAGAUUUAUGGACACGGACACCGUCACACCGUCUGAUGACCCCAAGACCGGCGUUCAGUCCAAGGACAUCGUCAUAUCACCGGAAACCAAUGUAUCCGUGCGCCUCUUCCUCCCCAAAACCACCCACUCAGCUCACAAACUCCCUCUCCUCAUAUACAUCCAUGGUGGUGCUUUCUCAAUCCAAUCACCCUUCUCUUCUCUCUACCAUAACUAUCUCAACUCUCUAGUUGCUGAAGCAAAUGCUAUAGCAGUGUCCAUUGACUACAGGUUAGCCCCAGAGCAUCCAAUCCCUGCUUGCUAUGAUGACUCGUGGACAGUCAUGCAAUGGGUGGCUCUGCAUGUUAAUGGCCUAGGCCCCGAACCCUGGCUAAAUGACCAUGCGGAUUUUGGGCGAGCUUUCUUGGCUGGUGACAGUGCUGGAGCAAAUAUUGCCCAUGAUAUGGCCGUCCGAGCUGGUGUUGAUGGAUUAGGGUUUGGUCUGAAGCUUGUUGGAAUUGUUUUGGUACAUCCCUUCUUUGGGAAUGGUAAACCUGACAAACUGUGGAUGUUUAUUUGCCCAGAAACUAGUGGGUGUGAUGACCCAAGGCUAAAUCCAGCUGCCAAUCCUAGUUUGUUUUCGACCUUGGGGUGCACCAAGGUGUUGGUUUGCACUGCAGAGAAAGACCACUUGAGACAGAGGGGUUUGACCUACUAUGAGGCAUUGAGGAAGAGUGAGUGGUGUGGUGUGGUCGAGUUUAUGGAGACAGAAGGGGAGGAUCAUGUUUUCCAUUUAUUCAACCCAACUUGUGAAAAGGCUGGGACCCUGAUGAAUAGGGUUGCUUCCUUCAUUAAUCCGGACCAGGCUCCUUCAUUGUUAUAAUCUAUUCUUUUUCCCUUUUAUUUUUUGCAAAUUCUUCUAAGCGUUUGUUAAACUGGCAAAGGGGAAAGAGGGGAAUUGUAGUAUGAAACAAUCAAACGAUGUCAUCGUAAUUUCUAAUCAUUGUAUACUGUAAUGUAAUGUGGAUCAUUCUUUUCU
This is a messenger RNA of Cornus florida, 2299 nucleotides long. RefSeq names its product probable carboxylesterase 5. The record is from RefSeq and is a predicted model, not a curated record. The transcript is spliced from 4 exons. NCBI's taxonomy places the organism in Eukaryota, Viridiplantae, Streptophyta, Magnoliopsida, Cornales, Cornaceae. Bases 1211 to 2143 code for a protein of 310 amino acids. Gene Ontology annotation, molecular function: hydrolase activity.